GUCAAAGUCGUCAAAGUCAAAAUCAUAUGUGAUUGUGUUUGGUAUCUGUCACAUUCAAAUUCUCGCUAUGUGAACAAAUUAUUUACGAAAACAAAUCAAAAAACCCGCUAAAAAUUCAUUGUAAAUAUUGUAAAAAUUCAGUGUAAUUUGAGGAAAUUUUUCCGUGCAAAGUUCCAGUUCCAGAGUCAUUUUGAAGUUAAAUGGGGGUUAAAGAUCUUUUUACAUGGUAUCAGAAAAAAAUUGGGACUUAUGACAAGCAGAAAUGGGAAACGACUAUAGAACAGAAAAUCUUGUAUGGACUGACACACGUCCAAAUGAAGAGCACCAAACCUAAUACAGAUUUCAUUGACCUUGAUUUGGUUCGAGGUUCUUCAUUUUCGAAAAUCAAACCUAAGCAAGGUUUCAUGACUGUUGCGAAAUUAGCAACGUUUCGUUGUUUAUUUCUGCCAGUUUAUUCGAAAUGGUGGAUGCAACAAACAUCUGUAUCAAUUUUUACGCUUAUGUUUUGUUUAUAUGUUUCUCAACUAACAAAUAUCGCAAUAUACUACAAAAAUUCAUGGACAAACCAAAUGUUAGAUAAGUCACCUGAAAAUGUUAUGUGUAUGGAAUUAAUCGUUCCAUUUCUAAUGACUUGGGUUUUAAGCCUCGUACAUUCUCAGAUAGCCGCAACAAUGCCAGUAACUGAUUCCCAAAAAAACAAACUAACAAAAUCGCGAAAUUUCAGACGCAGAUUGAGCGCUGUUAGAAAAAUACCAACAGAUGGCUCUUCGGCCGAAUCUCUCCUAAAUCUGCGAAUCCACAAAAAAACUAAACGAAUUCAUUUCAAUUUGAACAGCGUUUCCGAACUGAACUGCAAAGAAAUCAACAAAAAUCUCAGGAAACGACGAUCUAGCGACGGAGUACAAGUCGACGAUGAUGGUUUCGAGAGUCUCAACGGAAACGGUUCGAGGACAAGUGAGGAAGAAAUUGUUCCAACCGCAUGCAAGAAUGUGUUAUUAACCUCGCACAAGCGUUGCGAUGAGUGGGUGAAAAAACAAUCGCUGUCGAAUAUUUCCAACGAAUCGAGACACAGUACCGAACUCGAGAGCGAUGCCGAGACCGAGUCGGACAUUAAAAGAGCGAAAUAUAAAAUCCCGACAAUAAAUAUAACAUCAAUGGACAGCAUGUGUGACACUGAUGAUGAAUAUGAGAAAACUUCAAUCAAAACUAGUAAAAUGAGUUCGUCAACAAACGAAUGGAUGAAUGUGACGACCAAUAGCGAGGACUGUAGUUACAGUUCCGACUUGGAUGAGGUCUCCGAUGGUCACAUUGAGCCAAAUCAUGAUGAUGACCACGAUUUGACCUCGACGGCCGUUUUCAACCCGCCCUCAAUCAAAGUCAGUUGCAUAAUCUGGAAACGAAACGAAAUCAAAAAAGCCGAUCUCUCCAUGUUGGACAUCAGUUCCGCCAUCAUCGGAAAAGUCGAGUCAACAUCACAAAGCAUGGAUUAUUUCUAUGUCGGAAUCAUAGUUUCGACCAUUCACGCCCUCAUCCCAAUUUUAUUCCGCGUGUGUAACUCCACUCUUGAAUCAAACUCGUUCGUCGAUGGCCAAUACUCCAUUUUCGAACUGUUUGACUCGAUCAUGGGUAAAUUACCCAACUCAGUCUCGACGUUAAUCGAGGCGGCUUUUGGCACAACUCUGUGGGAACGCGCAAUUAUAAUAACGGCGUGUCUCCAACGCUGGUUUCUGGCGAGUCUCUUCUUUUUCCUCCUUGCCGUUGCCGAAAACACAUUCAAACAGAGAUUCCUCUACGCGAAACUUUUCUCGCAUUUGACGUCAUUCAGACGAGCACAGCAGUCCGAAUUGCCGCAUUUUCGGCUCAAUAAAGUACGAAAUAUAAAGACCUGGCUUUCAGUGCGCUCGUAUUUGAAACAAAGGGGGCCUCAGAGGUCCGUCGAUGUUAUUGUGUCAACGGCUUUUAUUAUCACUUUGCUGCUUUUGUCGUUUCUCUGCGUCGAGUUGUUGAAGGAAACUGGAGCUUUAAAUUCGCAGUAUCACGUCGAGGCUUUGGUAUGGUGUCUGGGAGUGGGGAUCCUGCUUCUCAGAUUUAUGACUUUGGGGAAUAAAAUUAAUAAGAAGUAUAGGAAUUUGUCGGUUUUAAUCACAGAACAGAUAAAUUUACAUUUGCAAAUCGAACAGAAACCGCAGAAAAAGGAAGAGUUAGCGUUGGCUAAUAAUGUGCUAAAGUUGGCCAUCGAUCUCAUUAAAGAGCUGCAAAGUCCGUUCAAAAUUUCAGGCUUGUCGGCAAAUUCCAUCUUGUACAACACCACAAAACUGAUCAUUUUGUCGGCGCUUUCAGGAAUCUUGUCAGAGUUGUUGGGAUUUAAACUAAAGUUGCAUAAAAUCAAAAUUAAGUAAGAUUUUAGUCAUAAAUUGUUGUGAUUUAGACUGUUUAUAUUUGUUUAUACAUUAUUCAAUUGUAUAUUUUUUGUAAGUGCAAGAAAUGACUGUUUUUUGUCUAGUGUUAGACAGCAAGUAAAGGGUAACCCUGCAUCUAUUUUACUUUUACAUCAUGAAAUCUCUUAUUUUUAUUGGUUUUUAUUUAGUCUUUAAUAAAUUAUCUUCUGUGAUAAUCUAUUCUGAGCAGCUAUUUUUUACGUUUGAAGAAAUGUAGCAGUUGCAAUUGUAGUUAGUGUCUGUUUUUCAAAUGUGGCAAACUUUCCCCAGUGAUGUUUCAAUGUUUUACCAAUUUCAAGCAAAAACCUUGGUAGAAUGCAUAAACUGAUGUGUAAAUACGUCCUUAAUACAAAAAAUGAUCUCUAUAUACAAAAAUUGUAAUUUUAUACGUGAGACUCACUAUUUUUAUGAAACAUUAAAGUCGGGCUAAUUUCCGUUAUAAUCAUAAAAUUUGUUUUAAUAAAACGCAUUGUAUCAAGGUUAAUGGUAGGUGCUUAGCAUGCAAACAAAAGCUCAAUAAGAACAGGGUUUUGUUUCUCGUUAGAGUAAUAAGAAAUUAAUUGUAACUAGAACACACUUUAUUGUAAAAUAUAUAGACGUUAAUAAACAUGAAGAUAAAAACA
Messenger RNA from Tribolium madens (black flour beetle), 3061 nucleotides. RefSeq names its product protein phtf (gene phtf). The coding region runs from base 201 to 2399 and encodes 732 amino acids. The transcript is spliced from 9 exons. The record is from RefSeq and is a predicted model, not a curated record. Gene Ontology annotation, cellular component: endoplasmic reticulum. Lineage: Eukaryota; Metazoa; Arthropoda; Insecta; Coleoptera; Tenebrionidae.